Molecule: messenger RNA, 1362 nt
Organism: Poecilia reticulata (guppy)
Lineage: Eukaryota; Metazoa; Chordata; Actinopteri; Cyprinodontiformes; Poeciliidae
Source: RefSeq, a predicted model, not a curated record
UCGCACAUGUGCAUAGUUCACGUAUAAGCUGCAGAUAUUUCUUCCGUAGGUGAAAAUACUCCCAUCUGAGACUCAGCGGCUCUUUGCAAAAUAUGUGACCACGUGGAGUGAUCUGAGGAUUACAGACGUUUUUGGCAAGUUUCAUUUGGACGGACUUUAAUUGCAUCUCGACCUUUUUGCAGCUAUUUUAAAAUAUGUGGCUUAGCAGUUCUACCCACCAGCACAAGCUUGUUCUUGACUGGUGCAGAAAACUGUCCAGACCAGUGUCCUCUAUGGGGCCUCCAGCAGAGACUUUCCACCUGAGCCCAGAGGACAGAAGCCGGGACCCUGCGGUCAGAAGGCGCCACAGAGGGUCAAAUCCCUCCACUGCUCCUCGUCACCCUGCUGUAGCUGAAAGGAUAUCAGACCGUGAGAGGUCAUUCAAGGAUAAAUCCUCAAAGAAUGAUAUCCCACUACCACUGAAUCAUGGGAGGAGGGGAGUCUUCAAGGUAUCAUCUGAGCUCAGGAAACUGAGUCUGGAAGACUUCCCUGCAGACAAAGAGAGGAAGCUGAGACCGAAGCAAGAAGAUAGGGCUGAAGUUGUCUUUGGCAUUGCUCCCUGUCUCCUGGCUCUCACUCAGGGGAGAAGGAAGGUCUACCAACUGUUGGUUAAAGACGGUGACGCCUCUCUGAGGGCCUCUGUCUUAUCGGUAUGUGAGGAAGCACAUCGACGAGGCGUACAAGUCAGUCGGGUGAGCAAGAAGGAUCUGGACAAGAUGUCCUCUGGAGGAGUACAUCAGGGGGUAUGUCUGCGAGCCAGUCCCCUGAACUUUCUCACCUUUGACUCCGAAUCAGACACAAGCGGGCACGGCGUUCCUCUGUGGCUGGUCCUGGAAAGAAUCCAGGACCCGAUGAACCUGGGUGCCAUCCUGCGCUCUGCUUAUUUCCUCGGCGUGGACAGGGUGAUCAGCAGCCUUCGAUACAGCUGCCCGCUGUCUCCGGUGGUCAGCAAGGCCAGCUCGGGCGUCAUGGAGGCCAUGAGGGUGUACGGGUGCGACAGCCUGGAGGACAUGUUGAGGACGAAGGUGACCAGGCCUACAAUGCUGCUGAUGGGAGGCGAGGGGGAAGGGCUCUCCGGGAAGCUCCUCUCCGUGUGCCAAACCCUGCUCACCAUCCCAGCUGGAAGAGACUUGGCACCUGGCAUCGAGUCUCUCAACGUCUCUGUGGCCGCAGGCAUCAUGCUGCACUCUCUGCUCACAAAAUCCAGGUGGUUGUCGCAGAAGGAAAGUAGACCUUAACGCGCCGGUAAACAAUAUCUGGGUGAAGCCUGAAAUUACGAAGCUGGUGAUUCACUGGUAUUAUUAUCAAUAAACCUUUUCCAAA